AUGAGAUUUUUCAGCUAUAGGGCAUCAUCUUCUCCUCUUACUCCACCUUGGGAUCUCUAUAGGGAGCUGCUCUCACAAAAUGAUGGAUUAAGGCUGGUAGAGUUGAUUGGCAGCAAGCAUUUGUCCGUUCUGCUAAAAGAUGAAAUAUUUACAGACUUCUUCAACACAUUCCUGAAUCUUCCUGUGUUCGGUCAGACACCUCUUUUCAUUUGCAGAACGCGUCAGUGGUACCUCUGGCCAGAAUUACCAUGCAACCAGGUAUCAAAGCACAAAGGCUUGUUGAAUUGGAUGGAGAAGCAUCGGCUGCCUUUCUUCUGCAAAACAAAUCUGUUUCUUCAUUAUGUACUCUGUGCGGAGCUUGUCAGUUUCAUCCGCUCUCCAGAGGCAGCGGAGAUGUUGCGAUGGAGAAAGGCUGAUCAGUGGCUGCUUGAGAAAUGCAUUGCUGGCAGUAGAGGCAUGUGGCGUUUUCGGUCCUUCAUGCAAGGAAUGGCAGGUGAAGAGCUCACCAAAUUCUGGCUUGCUGCAGAAAGGAUACUAGGGAUUGAUGAAACAGAUGAAUCCCAGCAAGAUCUCUAUGUGUCACUGUUCCAGAUCCUAAUGGCCACCCACUUGCAGGAAGGGUCUACAGUUGUCACUCUCUGUAACACAACUGUUGAAUCACUUCUGAAAAAGACUCCCUUUCACCGGCAACACGUCCAUACUCGAAGGGAAAUUCUAAACGAGAUGCAGAAAGUGGCCCUGUUCAAGAUUGAAAGCUACUGGCUCCCCAACUUUUUCAUUCAUUGCAAAUUAAGCAUGGAGGAGGAGCCCACAUGUCUCCAUCUACUCAAUCAAUAUCAGGACCGCUCACUUCAAAUUGGCAUGCAGAGGCAGAAGGGAAUAGCUCUGCCUCCGAUGAGCAUCCGAGAAAGCAGUUUGGACACAAAAUCCUACUACAGUUUGAAAAACAAAAGGGAACUCUGGGAUCAGAUCAGAGGUAGGAGCCUCUCUCACAAAGCGAAAAAAAAAGAUGGCCGCAGCCAGAAACCCAAAUCAUAUAAAGGUAGUCCGGUUCCCAAGAAGCUGACCUUCUCCAGAAAAAGCUUGUCAAGUCCUAGCCCUUGUCACAAAGAACGCAUCUGGGACUCUGAAGAUGUGAUGUCUUUUGAUGAAUCGCCGAACUUCAAAAGCAGCCCAAGCGAGUUCUUCACCUCCCCAGUAUCAGAUGAGUUCCCUGACAAGUGCACCUACAACAAAUUGCGCUCCUCCACUCCUGUAGUGCAGUUUCCUUCCAUGCUUGCUCUGAAAACUUUCAUCAAGUCUCCCCCAUGUUUAGACUUCCUUCCUUGGGUGCUCACGGCUGACAAAUGUGCCGGACGCCCCUUCAGGGAGUUUUUGCUGCGGCGGAACUACGCAGUAGAAGUUCAUCUCCUUGAUCUGUGGCAUGACCUGGAGGACUUCUUGCGCAUGAUGUUGUGCUCCCUUGGAGAAGGGAACAUCCUUCUGCGCCACGUGAUGGGGGAAAGGAUUUGUGAGCUGUAUCUGACGCAGAGCAACAAUUGGCAUCUGCCCCUGAAACUAACAACACUCCAGAGUUUGCAGAAUCUCCUGCCUUCUGGUCAUGUGAUUCCCUGGGUCCUGAAAGCACAGAAGGAAGUCUGUAAGAUACUCAGCUUCCUCUAUGAAGAGUUUCUUCAGAAUGAUGACAAAAUGUUCCUGUAUUAUGUGAGUGGCAAGGAAAAGAAACCAAAUGCAGAAGAGCCAUAUGACAGAACUGAGAACCUGCGGCUGAUCAGAAGGAUCAUUGAAUCCUUGCAUCUGAGUCAGGCCUUAGCUGGCAUGAGAGACAUUGACCUGCUGACACAAGACCACUGGCGACUGUUGGGCAUUCAGGACCUGAGCACUGGAGGCUCUAUUUUCAUGGAAUUGGAGCCUGUUGCGCCACAGAUGGAUUAUGGCAGCAUGACAUUUGAAGAGCUGGCUCGGCUGAAUCCCAAGAUGGCUGUGGAACUUCUUAGCAAGAACUUCCGGGAGUUCUGCAAAAGAUGUCCAUCAGGCAAAGUGUUUGUUCGGCCAGUGGUUCCCAAAAGGAGUCUCCAAUGGGCCAGAUCAAGUUUCUCCUUCCUGAGGAAGGCUGUGGUUAGGAAACCCAUUUCAAAGCCCAGAACUCUCUCUGAAGUGAUGCAGAACUCGCUCCAUUUUGAGUACUUCAGGAACUUCCUCAGGCUACACAAUGCAGAAGCCCCACUCCUUUUCUGCCUGACUGUAGAAGAUAUUAAAAAAGAGCUAGAUCCCAGGAUUCAGCAAAUGCAGAUCAACGAGUGUGUCCGAACUUACUUCUUGAGCCCUAUUCCACCCGAAAAACUGCUGCAUUGUGAUGAAUAUGUCAUCCGUGAGAUUCCAAAGUUACCAUCAGUCACUCUUCCCAUUUUGGUCACUGCUCAAAUAUUAGUCCUGAGGAACUUGGAAGAGAAGUGGUUUAAUAUGUACCAAGGCCUAUAUCCUGAUAGUGAUAUUGCCCUUGCUCCAACUGGUUGGAAGUCAAAGAAGGAUUCUGCAUUGACAAGCAAGCAGAAAAGAUGCUGGUGUAUGCUUACUGCCUUCAUCAGGAGGAUCUGUAAGUUCCGAAAAGCAAUGAGCUAUGUGGGACAGCGCAAACGCUUUGAGAACUUUCUCCUCAAGGAGGUGAAGAACGACAAGGAAAAUAUACAGAGUCCAACUCAAACAAAGCCUGCAAUUCAGAGUGGAGUUAGUGGGCGUUCUGGCCCAAGUUCUGGACCAUCAGAAGAACCUGAAUUGCAACAGGUGAAGCGCAAGCUACCUGGUGGCCGCAUCAUCUCAGUCAACUUCUUGGUGAAUGAUCUCUAUUUUUAUCUAGAAAUGGAGAGGUUUCUUCAUCUAUCUGACACUGUGGUCAUGCUGGCUUCUCUUGGGUUCUAUACAGAGAGAGAUAUUGCCUUCUUGAAGAACAAAGUGACCACGAUCACCAAACUAUUUCUGAACUCAGAUAUCCCACCUAAACUUAGGGUCAAUCUCACAGAUGCACAGUGUAUUCAAAUUCGGACUUUAAUUUCUGAAGGUGUGCUGAACCGGACUCUUUAUCAUGGUGCUAUAAUAGCCAUCUUCCCACAUUUGUUAUACUUCUGGAAGAAAUACUGUUAUUGGAAAGUGAUGAAAUGUUUCAGAAAACGUAAAGGAGAAAAAACAGAUGAGUCUCCCCCUGUUCCACUACUGUCACCUACAAAGGCAGCUAGGAGGUCCAGUGGUUUCAGUGGAGAAGAUCAUCCAAUCAUCAGGUUUACUUUGCUCAAGGGAAUACAGCUACUGCUGCCUCAACCAAGGGAGGCAACAGACGAAUUACCUGGAGAAAAAUGUAAGUCUUUUUAUAUAAUGUUAUUAAUAAUUUUAACUAUAAUAGUAGUUAAUUAGUAACAUCUAAUC
This is a messenger RNA of Ahaetulla prasina, 3420 nucleotides long. RefSeq names its product regulator of G protein signaling like 1 (gene RGSL1). Bases 1 to 3408 code for a protein of 1135 amino acids. Lineage: Eukaryota; Metazoa; Chordata; Lepidosauria; Squamata; Colubridae. The record is from RefSeq and is a predicted model, not a curated record. The transcript is spliced from 20 exons.